UCAGCCCCGGAGAGUUGCCCGGUGGCGGUGGCAGAGACGGAAGCCGAGUGUGAAGCCCGGCAGCGGUGCGAUGGGGGACUCCAAAGUGAAAGUGGCGGUGCGGGUCCGGCCCAUGAACCGACGAGAAAUUGAUUUGCAUACCAAAUGUGUGGUGGAUGUUGAUGCAAACAAAGUUAUUCUUAAUCCUGUAAAUACGAAUCUUUCCAAAGGAGAUGCCCGAGGCCAGCCCAAGGUGUUUGCUUAUGAUCACUGUUUCUGGUCCAUGGAUGAGUCUGUCUGCGAGAAGUACGCAGGCCAAGAUGAUGUUUUCAAGUGCCUUGGAGAGAAUAUCCUUCAGAAUGCCUUUGAUGGCUACAAUGCCUGUAUCUUUGCCUAUGGACAGACGGGGUCUGGAAAAUCUUACACCAUGAUGGGUACAGCCGACCAGCCUGGGUUAAUCCCAAGACUCUGCAGUGGACUCUUUGCGCGGACCCAGAAAGAGGAAAAUGAAGAGCAGAGUUUCAAAGUAGAAGUGUCCUACAUGGAAAUUUAUAAUGAAAAAGUUCGAGAUCUUCUUGAUCCCAAAGGAAGCCGCCAAACAUUGAAAGUCAGAGAGCAUAGUGUGUUGGGACCCUAUGUGGAUGGACUUUCUAAAUUGGCUGUCACCAGCUACAAGGACAUUGAGUCUUUGAUGUCUGAGGGUAACAAGUCUCGAACAGUUGCUGCAACCAACAUGAAUGAGGAGAGUAGCCGAUCCCAUGCAGUCUUCAAAAUCACCCUCACGCACACUCUCUUUGACGUGAAGUCUGGGACAUCUGGGGAGAAAGUGGGCAAGCUGAGCUUGGUUGAUUUAGCUGGCAGCGAGCGAGCAACAAAAACGGGAGCUGCAGGCGACAGGCUGAAGGAGGGCAGCAACAUCAACAAGUCCCUUACAACCCUCGGUCUGGUUAUCUCAGCCCUAGCAGAUCAGGGUGCCGGCAAAAACAAAAAUAAAUUCGUUCCGUAUCGGGACUCGGUUCUCACGUGGCUGCUCAAAGACAGUUUGGGGGGUAACAGCAAGACUGCCAUGGUGGCGACCGUGAGCCCCGCAGCAGAUAACUAUGACGAAACUCUGUCAACCCUGCGGUACGCGGACCGAGCAAAGCGCAUCGUCAACCACGCUGUGGUGAAUGAAGACCCGAACGCCCGCAUCAUCCGCGAUCUGCGGGAAGAGGUGGAAAAGCUCCGGGAGCAGCUGACCAAAGCGGAGGCAAUGAAAUCUCCAGAGCUGAAAGACCGGCUGGAAGAAUCUGAGAAGCUAAUCCAGGAGAUGACUGUGACCUGGGAGGAGAAAUUGAGGAAGACUGAGGAGAUCGCCCAGGAGCGGCAGAAGCAGCUGGAAAGUCUUGGGAUCUCUCUUCAGACUUCUGGAAUCAAAGUUGGGGAUGACAAGUGUUUCCUUGUGAACCUGAAUGCUGACCCUGCGCUGAAUGAGCUCCUGGUGUACUACUUAAAGGAACACACACUGAUCGGGUCUGCAAAUUCCCAGGACAUCCAGCUGUGCGGAAUGGGGAUUCUUCCUGAGCACUGUGUCAUAGACAUCACGGCGGAAGGCCAGGUUGUGCUGAGUCCUCAGAAGAACACCAGAACAUUUGUGAACGGGUCUUCCGUCUCCAGUCCAGUCCAGCUGCACCACGGGGACAGGAUACUGUGGGGAAACAACCAUUUCUUCAGACUCAAUUUGCCUAAAAGGAAAAAGAAAGCAGAGAGAGCAGAUGAGGAACAAGAUUCCUCCCUGAAGAACGAUAGCAGUUCGGAGCAUUUGGAUGCCGACGGGGACUCCUCCAGUGAGGUGUCCAGUGAGAUCAGCUUCAACUUCGAGUAUGCACAGAUGGAAGUGACCAUGAAGGCCUUGGGCAGUAAUGAUCCAAUGCAGUCGAUACUGAACAGCUUGGAGCAGCAGCACGAGGAAGAAAAGCGGUCUGCCCUGGAGCGCCAGAGGCUCAUGUACGAGCACGAGCUGGAGCAGCUCCGGAGAAGGCUGUCUCCCGAGAGGCACAACUGUCGCAGCGGGGACCGGCUGUCUUUCCACUCACCCAGUGCGCAGCAGCGCUUGAGACAGUGGGCUGAGGAGAGAGAAGAAACAUUGAAUAACAGUUUGAUGAGGCUGAGGGAACAAAUUGUGAAGGCCAACUUGCUGGUGAGAGAAGCUAGUUACAUUGCAGAGGAGCUGGAUAAAAGAACUGAGUACAAAGUCACCCUGCAAAUUCCUGCCUCCAGCCUGGAUGCCAACAGGAAGCGAGGCUCUCUCCUCAGUGAGCCUGCAAUCCAAGUGAGAAGAAAAGGAAAAGGAAAGCAGAUUUGGUCCUUAGAGAAGCUGGACAACAGGCUGCUGGAUAUGCGAGACCUCUACCAGGAGUGGAAGGAGUGUGAAGAAGACAGUCCGGUAAUCCGCUCUUACUUCAGGCGUGCUGACCCAUUCUAUGAUGAGCAGGAAAAUCACAGUCUCAUUGGGGUGGCCAAUGUCUUCCUCGAAAUCCUUUUUUACGAUGUGAAGUUGCAGUACGCGGUCCCGAUCAUCAACCAGAAGGGAGAGGUGGCUGGUCGGCUGCACGUGGAGGUGAUGCGACUCAGUGGGUCCAUUGGGGAGAGGAUUGUGGGAGGUGAUGAUCCUGCGGAGGUCAGCUUUGAGAAGGAAGCUCAGGAGAACAAGCUGGUCUGCAUGGUUAAAAUACUCCAAGCCACAGGGUUGCCGCAGCACCUGUCCCACUUUGUAUUCUGCAAAUACGACUUCUGGGACCAGCAGGAGCCAGUGAUGGUUGCUCCGGAAGUCGAUACUUCCUCCUGUCCUCUCAGCAAGGAACCCCAGUGCAUGGUUGUCUUCGAUCAUUGCCGGGAGUUCUCUGUUAACAUCACUGAAGACUUCAUUGAGCAUCUGUCAGAUGGGGCACUGGCAAUUGAAGUAUAUGGACACAAAAUAAAUGAUCCUCGAAGAAACCCAGCUCUGUGGGAUUUGGGAAUCAUCCAAGCAAAAACACGGAGUCUUCGGGAUAGGUGGAGUGAAGUCACCAGGAAACUGGAAUUCUGGGUUCAGAUCUUGGAACAGAAUGAGAAUGGUGAAUACUGUCCUGUGGAAGUGAUUUCUGCAAAGGAUGUCCCAACAGGAGGAGUCUUCCAACUCCGGCAGGGGCAGUCUCGGCGGGUCCAAGUCGAAGUGAAGUCAGUGCAAGAGUCAGGGACUUUACCGCUGAUGGAGGAGUGCAUCUUGUCGGUGGGCAUCGGAUGUGUGAAAGUUAGACCGCUCAGAUCCCCAAAGACUCAUGAGACCUUCCAUGAGGAAGAGGAGGACAUGGACAGCUACCAGGAUCGGGAUUUGGAAAGGCUGCGUAGGAAAUGGCUUAACGCAUUAACGAAACAUCAGGAGUACUUGGAUCAACAGCUGCAGAAGCUUGUCAGUAAACAGGACAAAACGGAGGAUGACACUGACCGUGAGGCGCAGCUCCUAGAGAUGCGGCUGACUCUGACUGAGGAACGAAAUGCGGUGAUGGUGCCCUCUGUUGGCAGUGGCAUUCCAGGGGCGCCAGCAGAAUGGACCCCAGUGCCUGGGAUGGAAACCCACAUUCCUGUUAUAUUCCUUGACUUAAAUGCGGAUGACUUCAGCUCUCAGGAUAAUCUCGAUGACCCGGAAGCUGGCGGGUGGGAUGCUACCUUGACUGGGGAAGAAGAAGAAGAGUUCUUUGAGCUUCAGAUUGUAAAGCACCACGAUGGAGAGGUGAAAGCAGAGGCCUCCUGGGACUCGGCGGUGCACAGCUGCCCGCAGCUCAGCAAAGGCACGCCUGCCGAUGAGCGCGUGUUCCUCAUCGUGCGGGUGACGGUGCAGCUCAGCCAUCCCGCGGACAUGCAGCUGGUCCUCCGCAAGAGGAUUUGUGUCCACGUCCAUGGCCGUCAGGGUUUUGCUCAGAGUCUCCUAAAAAAGAUGUCUCAUCGAAGCUCUAUUCCAGGCUGUGGAGUGACUUUUGAAAUUGUCUCCAACAUUCCAGAGGAUGCCCAGGGCGUGGAGGAACGAGAGGCAUUAGCAAGGAUGGCCACUAACAUGGAAAACCCGGCGUCUGCCGACUCUGAGGCGUAUAUGGAAAAGUACCUCCGGAGUGUGCUGGCUGUGGAGAACCUCCUGACUUUAGAUCGCCUCCGCCAGGAAGUCACCGUGAAGGAGCAGUUGACAGGGAAAGGAAAGCUGAACAGGCGGAGCAUCAGCUCUCCCAAUGUGCACCGGCUAUCUGGAAGCCGACAGGAGCUUAUUCCAUCGUACAGCCUAGGCAGCUACAAGGGCCGAUGGGAAAGUCAACAGGAUGUAUCCCAAACGAUACCUUCCAGAGGAAUAACUUCAGACCCCCCAGCUCUCUCUGUUUCUCCCCCAGAUAACCACUCCCCCGAUCCAGGCCUCGGUGGCCUAGCAGCCUCCUACUUGAAUCCGGUGAAGUCCCUGGUGCCACAGAUGCCAAAGCUGCUGAAAUCUCUCUUUCCUGUCCGAGAUGACAGAAGGGGCAAACAGCCCUGUCCCCUUGCACAUCAGCCUGUGCCCCGAAUCCUGGUGCAGCCUGCCUUCCCAGAUGCUCGGGCCACCAGGAUGGAGGAGGGUCCGCGAGGCAGCCUGGGGCCUGGUGGGAUCUCAGAGACUGUGGUGCAGAUGGUGACUCCUCCUGCCGUGAAGACCUGCGACAAGCCCAUUAAAGUGCCUUCUCAGCCACCCGCUGCGGCCAUCGCCCAGCCUCACGAAGGGCACGACGGGCCUCCCAGCCCCCUGAGCGAGGCCUCCAGCGGCUACUUCUCUCACAGUGUUUCCACUGCCACCCUCUCUGAUGCACCAGGCUUAGGCCUGGAUGCCAUAGGCCCUGGCACCCAUACCCCUGGGUCACCCCAACCACCGGGCCAGGCCACCCCAGAAGCUGAGCUGGCCUUUUCCUCCUGCACACAGAGCCACCCACCAGUCCCCGAGGAGCCCCGGCCUCAUCCUGCCCCCCCUGCUCUAAGUGAGAAGCUUGAGGCUCCCAACCCACCCCUUCCCGCAGAACCCCCUCCUCCAGUGCCCAUGUCCCCAUUCAGAAUCCGGAAGGUGCGGACCUCAGAGCUAAAGUCCUUCUCUAGCAUGUUGGGGGGUGGAGCUGAGGAGGGCCUGACAGCCACAGAAGAGCCCAGCGAUGCUGGAGAGCAGGCCCUAGGGAGCCUGGAAGUGACCUCUGACUCUGAGGAGGCUAGUGAAGUCCCCGAGUGGCUCAAAGAAGGGGAAUAUGUCGCCGUGGGUACCAACAAAACAGGCAUCGUGAGAUACAUUGGGCCAACUGACUUCCAGGAGGGGACGUGGAUUGGCGUGGAGCUAGACCUCCCUUCAGGAAAGAACGACGGCUCCAUCGGUGGGAAACAGUACUUUAAGUGCAACCCCGGCUAUGGGCUGCUGGUGAGGCCAGGCCGGGUCCGCAGGGCCACGAGUGCCGGGCGCCGGCGCAGUGCAGGUCUCCGGCCGCAGGGUGCUCCCGAGGCCCGCCGGAGCACCACGCUGUCAGGCUCUGCUACUAACUUGGCCUCCCUGACGGCUGCACUGGCCAAGGCUGACAGAAGUCACAAGAACCCUGAGAACCGGAAGUCCUGGGCCAGCUGAACUCUGACUCUCUUUGUGGACUACAGGAGGAGACAGGGCUCCUGAGCCUUCCAGGGGUGGUGUGCGGGACCCUUUCCCUGGGAGCAGGGUCAUGAAUGCUUUUUGCACGACACAGGGUUGGUGACCAACCUGGUUUCCUGUCCUCUGAGGAACUCUGGAAGCUUCCUUUACUCAGUGAUGGUGGAGACUCCUCAGCUAUGCUCUUUGGGGAGGGGGUGGAGGGUUCUGGUAGCCCUGAGAGUUGUAGGAUGGUAGAGCGAGUCCCUGGGUGACAGAGCCACCUCCCCCGCCACCUGCCUGCGUAUAAUAGGGGCGGGGAGGGUCCCAGCAGGGGGGUCAUUGGCCUUCCCUUUUUCUCUAUUCUGCCAAUCCCACUAAUGUCUUAAUUUAAACAGUAAUCCUGACUAGUGCCUUGCCCCCCCCCCCCAUAGGCAUUGCUCCUCCUGCCUGGUGGCCAGUGUCCAUCCCGCCCUCUGUGAGCCUGGAUGAGUCCUGCAGUCCAAGUGACACAUUCCUUUAAGGGCCUCUGCCAGUGACUGGUGCCUCAGUGGGGGUGGUGGGCAGAGACCCCCUCCUGUUCCACGGCACACAGGGUUUCUUGGAGGUGUCUGUGAAGGCCAUCCCAGCAUCCUUACACCUGGAAUGUCUUUUCUGUCUGCCAUUUAUUCCCUUAACAGGAUGCUUGGACUAUAUUUAUUUGUAUUUAUUUUUUAAAAGCUGAAAUCAUUUGCGAGCCACAAUCCUCGUCUGCCUGGGCAGAAGUGCCUGGGGCCCGCCUUGCACACGCUGGCCUCCCUGGCCUGGCUGGAGCAGCUAGAAGCACCGUGGCUCCACUCUUGUGAGGAGGAAGGCACAAGCCCCAGCCAUCACUACCUUGUUUGAUACAAUGUGUUUUGGGGAACACCCACUUACUAUGUUCACCGUGGGGCAAUUCAUAAGCCCUGACUCGCCUUGGGGGCCAACAGCCAGGCCGGUAGCUUGUGUGGGGAGAGCUCCCCACCAAGCGACCCCCCCAGAUCCUUGUAGCAGCCACAUGCCCAGGCCUAGUCAAACAUGUGCACUGCCGCCUCGCCGGGGCACGUUUGCCCCAGAGUCGGGUGCUGGCUCGUGAGUUGGAGGCGUGAGGAUGUGUGGAAGGCUUGGGGAUGGGAUGGUUGGAAGUGCAUCAGGAUUUCACCCUGAUACUGUUGUCCAAGCUGCACGCCACCUCCCCUCCCCUCCCCCAACACGGGGAGAAAUCCCAGGUCAGAACGUGGACCAGACACUCUUGGUGUGGUCAGUCUCUUGUACUCAUGCUCUGGAGGACGUGGAGUAAGCUUCUGUCGAGCUGGGUUCUCUAGGGGUUUCAGUCCCUUAAAAGAAGGAGUGCCAGGCCCCCGAUGUGCACGGCGUUGCCCACUCUGUGCUCCUUGAACACUGGGGCCUCAGCGUGGCCAGCACACAGUGUCAGAGGCUGGGACAGAUUGAAUGGUUUGAGUAACCCAGUGGAUUUUACCGCCAUCUGCUUGCCCUGCCCUUGCCUAGAGACAGGACCAGGACACCGUGAGGGUGAGUGGUCUCCCUGGCAGGGGCCCAGCCUCUUGCUCUGCACCCAUACAGAACCCCCAGCCUGGGAGGUUAUGUCAUUUUGUUCUGUUAGACACCAGGGUCUGGGCUGCUGGCUGUGUAAUUGAAUCAGCCCGUCAGUUCUGCCUGGCUUCCCUGCUUGUCUUCCUACUCAACCCAGAAGUUCUUUUGAGUCUGUUUUGGUUAGAAGUUUUGUCCUAUCUCGGCACCCAUGGUGUAGAAACCAGCUCCAUCAUCCCUUCGAAGGGGCCAGAGCCUCAGAGUGCCUUCCCUGUGGCACCCCGUACCAGGGGCGCGGUCAAAAGAUGCUGCAGGUGGAAAGCUGGUGGCAUCCCUGCCUCUUCAGCUAUGGGGAGGGACACUGUGUUCUGUUAUUUGGAAUGGUCUUAAUGUAGGAGAGAAUGUAACUAUGGGUCUUGUUAGCCAGAGCUCACAGGACCAGUGGGAUUCCUGAAUGAUGAAGCCUAGGCUCGUUUGUCUGGUUGCUUGGGACCACCCCCUCUCCCUCCAGCCCCCAUCUCCAGGGCCCGGGGUUUCCCAGUACUGUGCAUGACUGGGCUUACCGAAAGCCCUGCCACCCAGCAGCACAGUUUCCUUGGGAUAUUUCAGGGUACCCUUACCUCACUCAAAGAUCCCACGCUUAAGCAGUGGGUUAAGUAGAUGACCUGGGUCAGCUGUGCUCGCCACCUUGAGUCGUUCCCGGAGGACCCAGCAUUCAUGGAGAGGUAGUCAUUUCUCAUGGGGACACACUGCUGCUCACAGGUGCCCUGGGUCAGGGCCGCUGGGGUUUCUGGGUGCUGGCAGUAUGCUAGAAUUUUGUCCUGUUGGUGGUUUUGUUCCCCUCCCUUCUCCCUUCCCUCCCCUCUCCCCUUUUUUGGGGGGGCGGUAUGGUGCUGGGAAUUGAGCCCAGAGCUUCAUGUACGGUAGACAAACACUCCACCAGCCGAGCUGCAUCUCCAGCCCCCUCUCGGUGUUUUUGUUGGGCUGUCUGUGUCUGGGAGGGCCCUGGGCAUGUGAGGACACAGGUGGCCUCGGGAAGGAUGGCGCUGUGGAGGGGAACAAUGGAGCACACUAGGUCCUUGCCGGUCCGCGGAACGUCUCUGUCUCACCCUCUGCUCUUGCACUAAGGCCUGCUCACCCCUGUCAGGCUGGAGAGGCCCAGUCACCAUGAGCCUUUCUGGGCUGCAUGAUGGUUGCCACUGUUUCCUCUAGGUACAGCCGGGGGCUCAGACGAGCUGCUCCAGUCUCCCUCUCCACACUUGCUCUUUGGUGCAUACUAACACUAACGUGGCUGGAAAAGUGGUGGCGCGCGGUGAACCUGUCACUACAGUGUCGGUGGAGGGGCAGGUGGGGGAUAGCUUGCUGGGUCUCAAGCAGGAGGAACAGGCACAGAGGAGAGGUGUGUCUGGGUUCAGCGGUGAGACUCCCUGAGGCACUGCAGAGCUUAGAGGGUGUUCUGGUGUCCCCGAAACUCCCCAGCAUAGCUCCUCAUGGCUUAAAGGGUCCACACCUGGGCAUCAGACAAGGCGUUCCUGGGUCUCCCUCACCCUGCCAGCAGUAGCUGCGGGCACUGUGUACUGUGUGGAGGGCAUCUUGAAGGUCCCUCAGCUCCAGGUCACCUCAGGCCUAGGCCACUGGGCCAUCAGUAGUGCCUUCUCUGGAGCCAGUGCACAGCCCCAAACACUAACGUGUCUUUCUCUCAAAGUCCAUGGUGCCUUCUGCGUGGACUGUGGAUGCUUGUGAUGGUGGGAGAGUCGGGAGCACUGAGUGUGAGUGAGUGAGUGUGUGUGUGUGUGUGUGUGUAUGGUGAAAAUAUGAGUACACAGUGAUGUCCAUUCUAGGAUAUAGUGACUUGGUACACAUUAAGUGGAGUUAAAAAAAAUCCAAAGACUCUAAUGAAUUGUAAAGACUUGAUGAUUUGUAUUGUACAAUGAACUAAACUACUGUAAUUUUGUACCAUACCUGCCUUUCCCUCAAACGACCAACAGCUUCUAAAUAAAACCAGAUGAUUUCUUG
Jaculus jaculus (lesser Egyptian jerboa) is the source of this 9196-nucleotide messenger RNA. It is a transcript of the gene Kif13b, whose product is annotated as kinesin family member 13B. Gene Ontology annotation, molecular function: microtubule binding; ATP binding; microtubule motor activity. The coding region runs from base 71 to 5614 and encodes 1847 amino acids. Lineage: Eukaryota; Metazoa; Chordata; Mammalia; Rodentia; Dipodidae. The transcript has 40 exons. Gene Ontology annotation, biological process: regulation of protein localization; microtubule-based movement. The record is from RefSeq and is a predicted model, not a curated record. Gene Ontology annotation, cellular component: adherens junction.